AUAUUUGAAAUUAUUAAUUUACACAAACAACAAAUACUACUACUACUUAUUAUACAGCUGAAGUUAAAAAAAAAUUAAAUACAAAUAAAGGACAAAUUUGAAUAUUAUUCAAAAUAAAAACAUUUUAGCAUCAAUUUUUUCAUCUAAUUUACACCAAAGAAUAAUAAAUCUAAGAAAAUUUUUGGUAAAAUAUAAAGAAAACAAAUAAAAAUAAAAUUUUAAAAGUUAUAUUAAAAAAUAAUAAUAAAUAAUAUCAAAAAACAAACAUGGCUGACAAAGUAGAACAAACCCAACAGAUGAACAACAAUCAAAAUGAUGUACGAAAAAUUCGUAAAUCUCCAGAAUUUCAAACACAACAGCAGGUUAUUGUACCCGCCAGCAUAACAAGAGAAAGAAGUUUUGUGCGCACUUCCAAUCAUCAGAAUAUCAACAAAAGACGUAGCUUGGCUUUCAAUCUACAGACCGGUGGUAAUACUCAGACUGUGCAAUUGCGUGGCAAACCCACAAUGGACAUUUAUAGACCACCAAAUGCCCGUUAUGAAAAUGGUAAUAACCUAAAUGUUAACGCUCAGGAAUUUAAUUAUGCAGCCACUACAAAUACAAGAUCUACUACACCACCUCCUCCACACUCACUUGUCCAAUCGGCAGCACCAUCAGAUGCAAUUGAUAGUCGUUCAUCCAUGGUCUUUCCGCUCAAUUCUCCCACUGGAAUACAGCCACAAAUGCAAUAUGUGGCAACAAAUAAUGCAAUGAUGAAUCGUCGACAAGCUGGUCUCUCUUUGGGUAGUAUGCCAUUAGGAAAUAUGAAUAAACAGCAUCAUAUGGCUGGUGGACAUCGUCCCAUACUUGUGACUCACUCACAUCCCAUGCAAAUGGGUCAUAUGGGUGUCUCGCAGCAGGUGCCAUUGAUAAAUUCACCUUCAAGUGGAAAUAUUUUACAUCAAGCUGCCACAACAAAUCGUGUAAAAUUUGCCCCAGAGCCCCAGAAACAUCAUCACAAUAAGGGUCAAAUGAAUAUGGUGCAAAUGAACAACAAUCUUAACCAAAACUAUCAGCAACACCAGCAAAUGAACGUUAUGAAUCCAUACAUUAUGUCCAACAACCAAAUGGGAAAUGGGCCUAUGGAUCCAUAUAUGAAUAUAGCGCCAUUACAACGUUCAAAAUCACUCUCUUCAGCUGAUGCUUUGACACGUGGUAUUGCUGGGCUUGGGUUGGGUCUUGGCAAUGAGGUCACCGAUAUCGGUCAAUUUACUCCCGAAAUACAAUCUCUUAUUGAUACGGCUCUCGAAGAUCCUAAUAAAUUGAAUUCACGUAGUCUAAUGGAAUUGACUUCACAUUUCAUUAAACGUGCUGUGGAGGGACGUCGUUAUGCUCUACCAAUAUCGAGACUUUGCCUUAACAUUAUAGCCAAAGAGCAAAAGGAGACAUUCUUGGAGGCAUUGUUGAACACCUGUCGUCAGUGGUAUCAAGAGAGAGAAAAGCUUUUAUUCACAAUCCAAGGAAUGAAAUCACCAUCUAGAGCUCGUUUUACCGCUUUCAUGGCAUUUCUUACCGAAAUGUUUUGUCAACUAAAGCGGCGUCAAUUGCAAUUGCGUACCCAAUGCGAAGGAGCACCACCACCAUUAGUUCUACUUACUCUUUUGUCGAAAUGUUGUGAAGACUGUGUAAAACCUCCAGUCAGAUCCUUAUCUGAGAUUGAAUGUCUCUUCUAUGUACUGACCUGUAUUGGUCAAGAUCUUGAAAUGCAAUUGCCACAACAGUUGGAAUUACUUUUGUCCAUGGUACGGGAUGCCUUUUUGAAUGCCAGCGACUCGGCACCCGCUAUACGUCGUACUCUUUUGCAACUCAUUGAAUUGCAGGCAUCACAUUGGCAAUUACCAGGCAAUACGGUGCUCUACUACUAUCCCUCGAACAAGUGAGAUUUUCAACAUAUAGUUGUUCCAUUUGUUGGACCUGAAAAUGCAAUUGUUUUGAAAAAUUAAAACUUUUAUUUUUGUUUGUUAUAAAAAAAUUACCUAAAAAUUAUAUUAAACUUAGAAACAUACAUACUUACAUACAUACAUACAUAUACAUACAUUUAUUGCAUUUAAAAAAGAUGCAAAUGUUUUGUUGGAGCAAUGAUCCCUCAUAGACAUCCUACAGUACAUUAUAAAUACAUUAAGUUAUUAAUACAUACAUAUUUCUUUUUAUUAUUUAUUUAAUUUUAUUUCUACUAACAAUAAAAAUAAACAAAAUAUUUUUUUGAUCAUGAUCAUACAAUACUAUCUCUAUACAAUUAAAUUUUACUAUUUUAAUAUUAUUAUUACUAUAUUCGUAUUUCGUAUUUUAAUUUAAUUUAUAUUUGUAGUAUCUAAUUAUUUAUAAUACAUCUACAAUAUAGUAUAUACAUAUAUACAUGGAUACAUACAUAUGUAUAUUGACUAACAUAUUCAUAGUAUGUAUGUUAAAUAUUUUAGAGAACAUUAGAUCGUUAGAUCGUCUGUGAAAACUUACAACAAUUCAAGCUCUAAUAUAUAUAGAAUUUUAAGAGGCAUUUUUGAGCUCAAAAAUACUUUUUUCUCACAAGAUAUUAUAAAACGAAAAAAUUUUAACAUCACAAAGAAAUAUUUAAAAAAACUACUAAUCCCCAAUUUAUUAAUAUCUAAUACUAGUCAAAAAAAAUAAAUAAAACAACAAAAAAUAUUUUUUAAAAAUAAAGUGAUUUUCAAAGAUAUAAA
This is a messenger RNA of Lucilia cuprina (Australian sheep blowfly), 2717 nucleotides long. RefSeq lists its product as uncharacterized. The record is from RefSeq and is a predicted model, not a curated record. Gene Ontology annotation, cellular component: cytosol. Gene Ontology annotation, molecular function: protein binding; translation activator activity; RNA binding. The transcript is spliced from 7 exons. Bases 267 to 1919 code for a protein of 550 amino acids. NCBI's taxonomy places the organism in Eukaryota, Metazoa, Arthropoda, Insecta, Diptera, Calliphoridae. Gene Ontology annotation, biological process: regulation of translational initiation.